This is a messenger RNA of Durio zibethinus, 1499 nucleotides long. NCBI's taxonomy places the organism in Eukaryota, Viridiplantae, Streptophyta, Magnoliopsida, Malvales, Malvaceae. The record is from RefSeq and is a predicted model, not a curated record.
CAAGAAUGAGAGAGAAGAAGAAAAAGAGGAACAAAAGCACCUUCAUAGAGGGCCCAUAACAUGUCUCCUCAGUUAGACCCAAAGAUGUGAUUUUCAUCUUUCUCUCCACUGCACUAUCCCUAUUCUUUCACCUUUUCUAUUUUAUUAUUAUCAUUUCGUGCCAAAAAUACCCAAGAAUUCCUCUGGAACAAAGAUCAAUUCCAACUAAUCAUGUUAGGUGAAAUAGCCAAAGAUUCUGCUGAAGGGUCUUCACGAUCCUCCGGUAACCACCACCACCACCACCAGCCUCAGCCGGCUCCUCUGAGCAGGUAUGAGUCCCAGAAACGGCGAGACUGGAACACUUUUGGGCAGUAUUUGAAGAACCAGAGGCCUCCAGUUGCACUAUCACAAUGUAACUGCAACCAUAUUCUUGAUUUUCUUCGAUAUCUUGAUCAGUUUGGGAAGACUAAGGUUCACCUACAUGGUUGUGUCUUUUUCGGACAACCUGACCCACCCGCUCCUUGUACUUGUCCACUAAGGCAAGCUUGGGGGAGUCUUGAUGCACUGAUCGGACGCCUGAGAGCUGCUUAUGAAGAGCAUGGUGGGGCACCGGAGAGUAACCCUUUUGGAAAUGGAGCAAUUCGGGUUUUUUUGCGUGAAGUGAGGGAGUGUCAAGCUAAGGCCAGAGGGAUUCCAUAUAAGAAGAAAAAGAAGAAGAGGAAGAAUCAAAUUAAACCCAACGUCGACGAGGCUAAGUCUUCAAUAUCCAAGCGGCAGGCCUCUUAGCUCUAGGUAGGAGCUUUGACUUCUCCACACAAAUGGAUGAUCAACUAGUAUUCACCAAAGAAGCUAGCAAAACCAGAGGGGAGGGGAAGGGAAGGGUAUACAAAAAAAAGCCAAACGUUUGAAGUUAAUGUAGCAUUACCACUAUCUAGUACUGCUUUAAUUAAUGUUAAGGUUUCUCUCGCUUUGCAUGAAGCACUUACAAAGUUGUAUACCUAAUAAUGUUUGUUGUCAUAGCAAAGCUUGUCUCAGAUUUUAGUUCUCGUGCUAUAUAUUACCAUUUAGUUAAUUAUCAUUAAUUACAUUGUAAGGUAUAUAUAUAAUUACAUCUUAGACAUAAAUGAAGGUUAUAGAAAUAUUAUCAUUGCCGAAGAUUUGUUUAUGGGCCAACUGCGAGCAAUGAGCUCACGAGAGGCCAUUGUCUGCCCCAUGUCAUCCAAAGCUCUUGAGACCAAGGGAUGAAAAAGGGCGACGAUGCAUGACACCCAAACAGACGUGUGUAGUAAAAGCCGUUUAACUGUAGUUACUUGUCACUUCUUUAAAGCAAGAUGAGAAGUGGGUUUUCUCUUCUGCCUAAAUUUGCAGUUAGGUUGGUCGAGACUGUAUUGUAUGUUUGAGGAAGAUCAUAAUGGUGUUGAACAAGAUAUAUCUUCCCAACGACCUGAAGCAAUAGUAAUAUACAUUAUUUUACAGUCCAGCGGUAGGUUUUUUUCGCCUUAGCUCUAAGGUAUGACGAG